Messenger RNA from Ochlerotatus camptorhynchus, 1168 nucleotides. RefSeq names its product angiopoietin-4-like. Bases 60 to 1133 code for a protein of 357 amino acids. Lineage: Eukaryota; Metazoa; Arthropoda; Insecta; Diptera; Culicidae. The transcript has 6 exons. The record is from RefSeq and is a predicted model, not a curated record.
CAUGUUUUAAAAUUAAACCCACUUCAACCGCCGAUCUGAGCACAGUUCCAACUCUCAAAAUGUGGACAGCAGUCUUGUUUACACUUAUUGCAACGGCUUGGGCUCAGUCAGACUCAGAAUCACGUCCGAUCACUUUCCAAACGGCUCCUCAAUGUGACUGCAGUGCCAUCCAAACCAAACUGGAUCAGCAGGACCAGCGUGUUUUAUUCAUGUUCAAUCUGCUGCAGAAUGGCCACUCUAAGGCGCUGGAUAAGCUGGAUCAUCGUGUUACACAAAUGUUAGAUCAGCUGCAGAAUGCUCACGCUACUGAGCUAAAUCAGCUGAAGCUUAGUAUCUCGGAAAUGUUCGAUCUACAGCAGAGCAAAACAGAAUCCAUCCAUAAUGACUACUUUACGAAGAUGGAUAAGGUGGAACAUCGAGUUUUACGAAUGGUCUCUCAUCACCAGAAGGAAACGGAAUCCAUUUUUUCGGGGCUGAUGCAAAUCAUUGAGAAUGAUGACGGCAAAGACCUAGUCCAGGAUAAUUUGACAGAACAAUCAGUCAGUCAGGCAGUUUCGGAUAGACAUUUGUCAGUCGUGAACAAUGUGAAAGUUCAGUACGUAGACACUCCAUUCGGAUCGAAUUGGAUUGUUAUUUUACAGCGUACCAAUGGUUCGGUGUGUUUCGCUCGACCUUGGAAAGAAUAUCGCAAUGGGUUCGGAACGGUGGGAAGGGAAUACUGGUUCGGGUUGGAGAAUAUGCAUCAACUGACCAAGGAUACACCGUACGAGCUUGUAGUUGAAAUGACAGCCUUGAAUAGUGACGAAAAACGCUACGCUAGGUACGAUCGGUUUGAGAUUGGAUCUGAAGACCAACAAUAUCCACUCGUGAAAUUGGGAUUACACAGUGGAUCGGCUGGAGAUGGAUUAUCCCAUCACAGAUUUGUGAGCUUUUCAACAUACGACAGUGGGGCGUACAGCAAGACUUCAAACAGCUAUGGCUGUGGGGGAUGGUGGUUUGAUGGUUCUUUUGAUUCGUAUCUCACGGGUGAAUGGGGCGCCACAUCAUGGUCGGGAAUAUGGUGGGGAAAGUUCAAGACGGGAGAAAGCUGGACUAGUUUGAAGACCGUUCGAAUGAUGAUUCGAGCUAUUUGAACGGUUGCUAUUUUUAUUAUGAUUUUGUAAUUUCA